UUAUAAUUUUGGAUUCUUGUCCGUUUUUUUUUUUUUUUUUUUUUUUUUUUCCGUUUCUUCACUUUUGAAUCAUGCUUGCAUCGCGGCCAGCUGAGCCCGCUGCGAUUACGAUGCAGCCCGUCGCUGGGGCGGCCACACGCGCUCCUUUUGCAGCCAUCUCGAGCAAUCGAGCACUGGCAGGCAGCAGCAGUGGUGCUCUCAAGCCGCCGGGACUGACUCGCGCACCACUCUCAGCGGUUUCAAGUUCGACUUUGGCUUCUGCCGGCCGUUACGCGCCUUCGUCACACACCCAGCGGCCCGUCUCUGCCGCCGCAACGCCCAGCCAUGCACCGAUGAACAUUCCUGCAUCCAAUGCAGCUGCAUCGGCAAGCACUGCGCGUCGCAGUGGCCCGCUGGGGACGCCGGUCAACCCGUCUGACUUUUCCGCCGUUCCCGACGUGAUUGUCAACCACCGCCUCGGCCACACAUACAUCAAAGGUCCCUUCCUGGGCAAGGGUGGAUUCGCCGAGUGCUUCCAGCUCACAAGAACUGACACAAAUGAAGUGUUUGCGGGGAAGAUUGUUAGCAAGAAAUCGUUGAGUAAGCGAGCCAAAGCCAAGCUCGAGACCGAAAUUAUCAUUCACAGCUCCGUACAGCACCCCAACAUUGUGCAAUUUGCGGACUGGUUUGAGGAUGACGUUAACGUGUACAUGGUCCUUGAGCUGUGUGCAAGCAAGUCCAUGAUGGAGCUUGUGAAGGGCCGAGGGCGCCUAACUGAACCCGAGGCACGGUAUUUUCUGUACCAAAUUAUUGACGCCACACGAUACCUGCACGAAGAGAGCGUCAUUCACCGGGACCUCAAGCUCGGCAACUUUUUCCUCAGCCACGACAUGUGUAUCAAAGUGGGCGACUUUGGCCUUGCCACGCGUGUGACCCACGAAGGCGAGCGAAAAAAAACUCUCUGCGGUACCCCCAACUAUAUUGCUCCCGAGAUUCUCGAGGGCGAGCACACGCACAGUUAUGAAGUGGACGUUUGGGCGAUUGGCGUCAUUUUGUACAUUCUCCUUUUCGGCCGUCCUCCGUUUGAGAGCGAGUCCGCCAAAACCACCUACGAGCGCAUUCAAAACAUUCAGUACAGCAUGCCCGCAGAUGUCCCUGUUUCGCACGACGGCCGGUCACUGAUUGCCCUCAUCCUGACACGCAACCCGUUCGAUCGUCCUUCUCUCAACACCAUUCUGGCACAUCCCUUCAUGACCAACCCUCAAAUGCCCGAUCGGCUGCCGACCUCCUGCUUGACCCGCCCUCCCAAGUGGGCGGCACGUUCACAACGACCAGCCUCCAACACCAGUUCUCGCACCUCGUCUCUGCAAAAGCUCCAGCCCGAACAGCUGGCCGAGACUGUGACGGAAAUUCUGAAUCGCCAGUACACGACGGACGCAGCAUCUGGCGUUGCAGCAGAAAAUGACCCCGCUCUCGUUCCAAACAUCUGGGUCACCAAGUGGGUUGACUUGUCCAACAAGUACGGGUUGGGCUACCAGCUCUCCAACGGUGUGGUUGGUGGCUACUUUAACGAUGCCAACACCCUUCUCAUGUACCCCGAUGGCCGCACGGUGGACUCGAUCUCUUACGAAGGAGAACCCGUCAAAAUGAUGGGACGUCGGUACAUGAUUGAUCGUUUGCCCGACGACAUUCAGCCCAAAGUUGCAGCCUUGUCCCGCUUUGAGGAGCACAUGAAAAACCUUCUCAUGGAUCCAAACGAAGCCGACGUUGUCUUGUCGUCGAAUAGCGAGCCUCCAUCCGAUUCAUCCCUUCCGUUUGUUCGCAAAUAUUGGCUGACCGAGCAUGCAAUUGUUUUCCGACUUUUGCAACUGGUUCAGAUCAACUUUUUGGAUCACACCAAGCUCAUCCUCUCGGCUCAACUCAACUCCAUGACGUUUAUUUCUGCUAAGGGCGUGCGCCAGAGCUUCCCUCUGCACGUGCCCGAAGGCCAAGUGCUUCCUGAAGAGCUGAUUGCUCGUCUUUCUUAUGCGCGAGACUUUUUCCACGCCCUCAGUCAGAAGCGCGCCGAGCGACAUGCCUAA
This is a messenger RNA of Capsaspora owczarzaki ATCC 30864, 2060 nucleotides long. Its product is annotated as polo kinase 1. Gene Ontology annotation, molecular function: protein binding; ATP binding; protein kinase activity. The transcript has 10 exons. Lineage: Eukaryota; Filasterea; Ministeriida; Capsasporidae. Gene Ontology annotation, cellular component: spindle pole; nucleus; centrosome. The record is from RefSeq and is a predicted model, not a curated record. The coding region runs from base 72 to 2060 and encodes 662 amino acids. Gene Ontology annotation, biological process: protein phosphorylation; regulation of cytokinesis; mitotic cell cycle.